Messenger RNA from Lycium barbarum (goji berry), 2774 nucleotides. RefSeq names its product G-type lectin S-receptor-like serine/threonine-protein kinase At1g11330. The transcript is spliced from 6 exons. Lineage: Eukaryota; Viridiplantae; Streptophyta; Magnoliopsida; Solanales; Solanaceae. Bases 240 to 2708 code for a protein of 822 amino acids. Gene Ontology annotation, molecular function: protein serine/threonine kinase activity; ATP binding. Gene Ontology annotation, biological process: recognition of pollen; protein phosphorylation. The record is from RefSeq and is a predicted model, not a curated record.
ACUGUAUAACAAAGUUAGAAGUGAUGUUCACUUAAUUGGGGAAAAAUGCUGGCUGAAACAGACUCUACUGUCCCUCACCAUUAUGUGAACUUAGUCACUAUAACACCAUACUUUUUUUUGUGGUUGCAGAUGCAUAUUACUCUGCAAAUUUAAAAGGUCAUUAAUUCCAGCCUAAUUCCAACAAAAUCUUGAUUAUUUUUUUUAUUUUAUUUUUUUGCAGCAGAGAAAAAAACAAAGUGAUGAUGACUAGUAACCAAAAUCUUCAAGGUUUUCUUGUUAACAUUCUUGUUCUUCAUUCUUUUUACUUAGGACUUUGCUUAUCAAUAUGUACCAUUAACAUCACUCAGUAUCUAAGAGAUCCAGCAACUUUAUGGUGCAAUGAUAACCUCUUCAAGUUGGGAUUUUUCAGUCCUGGAAAUACGUCGAAUCGUUAUGUUGGUAUUUGGUAUAACUUCUCAGAAACAACUGUUGUUUGGGUGGCAAAUAGAGACAGGCCUUUGAAAGAUUCGUCCGGGGUUUUCAAGAUUCACAAGGAUGGAAAUCUUGUUGUGAUGAAUGGAAUGAAAGAAAUUCUUUGGAUGUCGAACAUUUCAUCUACUUCACAGGUUAAUCCGAAUUCAAUUACUGCUCAGUUACAAGGUGGGAACCUUGUUUUAUUCGAUAACUCGAAUAAUGGGAAGUUAAUAUGGCAAAGUUAUCAACAUCCUAGUGAUACAUUUUUGCCUAGGAUGAAAAUACCUAUUAACUCUGUUAAAACAGGGGAGAAAACAGGGUUAAGAUCUUGGAAAAGCCCUUUGGACCCAAAUUUUGGGAAUUUUUCGACUAGCAUUACCGCGAUUCUUCCUCAGCUUUUGAUUUGGCAAGGGAAAAAUCUUCACUGGCGAAGUGGUCAAUGGAAUGGUCAGGUUUUUAUUGGGGUGAAGUAUAUGCGUAGCGUGCACACGGGUGGAUAUAAUGUUGUUGAUGAUGAAGAAGGUACUGUCUAUCUUACGGGUCUUGUUGACCGAAAGGAAGUGACAAGGUUCGUCUUGGACCCGAGUGGGAACUUGGUACAAUCGUACUGGGACGGGAGUGAGAGGACUUGGAAGUUUUGGUGGUCAGCUAUAGAAAACGAUUGUGAUGUUUAUGGAACUUGUGGUCCAUUUGGGAGUUGCAAUUCAUUGGAUUCGCCAAUUUGUUCGUGUUUAAGAGGGUUCGAGCCAAAAAAUAGAGAGGAAUGGGAAAAGAGAAAUUGGACUAGUGGUUGUGUGAGGAGGAAAAAUUUGCAAUGUGAUCAAGAAAAGAACAAAACAAGUAGUAAAAGAGAUGGAUUUUUAAAGGUGGAAUUCAUGAAAGUGCCCAAUUUCGCUCAAUGGUUACCUCCUAAGCUUGAUGAUGAAUGUAGAAGCAUAUGCUUGAGUAACUGUUCUUGCUUAGCCUAUGCUUUUGACACUGGGAUAGGCUGUAUGUCGUGGAGCGGAAGCUUGAUUGACGUUCAGCAAUUCCAAGGCUCUGGCACGACCCUUUACAUCCGCGUAGCACAUUCUGAACUCGAUCAUCACCGAGAGAUCACACUAUUAGCAAUUCUGGUUAUAUUAUUGUUGUUUACUGUUUGUGUCGGCGUAUUUCUUAGCUGGUUUUGGAUAUCAAGGCGAAGAGGUAAAAUAUGGUUCCACUUUAAAAGGAACCAUCAGUUGGAGGGAAAGAAAAUCUCUUUGGAAGAAAAUGUUACUAAAAUUGAUUUGGAGGACUUACCAAUUUUCAAGUUUGAAGUGCUAGCAAUGUCAACAGACCAGUUUCAUGAGAACAAUAAGCUUGGACAAGGUGGUUUUGGUCCAGUAUACAAGGGGGUACUAGGCGACGGGCAAGAAAUAGCUGUCAAGAGGCUUUCGACCGCCUCAGGACAAGGGAUGGAAGAGUUCAUGAAUGAAGUUUUGUUGAUAUCUAGAGUCCAACAUAGAAACCUUGUCAGAUUAUUGGGAUGUUGCAUUGAAAAAGAAGAGAAGAUGUUGAUCUAUGAGUAUUUGCCAAACAAAGGCUUGGAUGUUUUUCUCUUUGAUCAAACGCAUAAAGGGAUGUUGGAUUUGAGCAAACGAUUGCACAUUAUCGAAGGGAUUGGCCGAGGACUACUAUAUCUACACAGAGAUUCAAGAAUAAAGAUAAUCCACAGAGAUUUAAAGCCAAGUAACAUCUUGCUAGAUAAUGAUUUCAAUCCGAAGAUUUCAGACUUUGGCAUGGCUAGGAUAUUCAAAUGUAACCAAGAUCAAGCAGAGACAAGGAAAGUUGCAGGAACCUAUGGGUAUAUGGCCCCAGAGUACGCGAUCAAAGGGACGUUCUCUGAGAAAUCCGACGUUUUUAGCUUUGGAGUGCUACUGUUGGAGAUCAUGAGUGGGCAAAAGGUUGCAAGUUUUUGGAAUGAGGAGACCUCAUUAAGCCUUGUUGGAUAUGCAUGGGAACUCUGGAAAGAGAAUGAUUUAUCAAAUUUCAUUGAUCCAGUGAUAUGGAAUCCCAACUUUGAAAUGGUGUUGACAAAAUGCACACACAUAGGGUUGCUAUGUGUUCAAGAAUUUGCUAGAGACAGGCCAACAAUUUCAACAGUACUUUCCAUGCUUUCUAGUGAAGUUAUAAGUCUGCCAGCACCAUUGCAGCCUGCUUUUGCUAACUUCUAUGAUGAUAAUAUUGGAGGUUCUGUAAAUUAUGUCACUUUGACAAACCUUGAUGGUAGAUAAUUAACAUGAGAUUUGUGAACAGUAGCUAGAUAAACAUCUGCUUUAAAUUUCUUUUGGAAUUCUUUC